AACACAAGUUCAUUAUUAUUUUUAUGUGUGUGUGUGUGUUAAUGUUUGACUGCCAUUCUUCUCAACCUAAAUAAAAACCAAUUUAACUUGUUUUUCACAAGCGAAAGAAAUUUCAGAGCAGUUGUUCAAAAGUUCAGCGGAGGAAGUAAAAAGAUCUACAAAUAGAGUCACACCCACACCAACAUCACAGACUCUUGAGUGCUCUUCUGGCGUCUCUGCUCUGUAACACCAUGAUUGUUCUGGCUCUGCUCACCUGUAUUGUGCUGAGAGCAUUCAGCAUUCAGGCAAAAGUGGUUGACAGCUUUGAAGAAUGUAAAGCGUUUUUCUACAAAAACACAGAACCAGAAGGAAUGGAUCAGAAUGCCAAGAAAAUCUGCCAAAUGUAUGAAGGAGGAGGACCAUAUUAUUACGCUACGCUGUACUCCGUUCCUCAUAGGAUCCCUCUCUACAGUGCCUACACAUUGGACCCUGCAUGCUCAAGCACUCCAGGAGCAACAUGUAAGAACAAAUGGCAUGUCGAGCCACAGAUUUCCCAACCUCAAAACCCAACUGAUCAUAUGGUACUUGAGAAGGACUCUGAUGAGAACAUUAUUAAAGGAAAUCAAGCCAUCAGCAGUGACUACAACGACACCGGGUAUGAUCAUGGACAUCUAAAGCCCAACAGCUUCCAAUGCGGUACUGGCCGUACGGCAACAUGUACAUUGACCAACGCUGCACAGAUUGAUCUGUGUUUCUACUGUAUCCACUGGUCUAAAUGGGAGAACACGCUGAAGAAAUUAUUAAAAGGCCUUGCCAAUGAUAAUGCAACAGUCUACAUUGUCACAGGGACAGUACCAAGUGCAACUGAAAGAAUACCACAGAAGGGAGCAUCUGGAGACACUGAAAGGGUGGCAGUGCCCUCUCACAUCUGGACAGCUGUCUGUUAUAAACACCACACUGAUGACACAAAGACUUUUUCCUUCAGCUAUAUGGGGAGAAACCAGCCAGCAGAGCCUGGCAUAAGCCUGAUGAGAGUCUCAAACCUAAAUGACCGGCUCAGUGAACUCUACCAUAAGUUCAUUAAGAUUUUUGUUGAUGAUUGUGGUGAGGACAAUAAGUUAAACAUGAUUAAAGAAAGCUUUCAGAAAUUAAUUAAUCUGCCAGUGAACCAAGGAGUCCAAAUGAGCCCAGAUGUGCAGAACACGCUUGGUGCGGUGAAAAGGGCCAUCAGCAGUGACAGCACAUCAUCUACAAUUAAUGUUACAUUGAGGACAGUGACUGCAGGUUUAGGCUUUGACAGCAUGCAGGAGUACUACAAUGUGACAGAAGAGCUAAAGGCUUUUUCCGGAAGUGCUUGUCUCAUAACUCAUGCCAAACCACUAGUUAUCCAUGCUGAGCACAAAAAGAGGGAGGGAUCGGAGAGCUCAGAUGCUGUUGAGUGCCUGUUGGUCCCAGAGAAGCAGAAGACUGCAGCUGAUGGCUCACACUGCUCAAGCAUCUCAGACUCUGCUGAAAGCUGUCAAUGCACCACAGAAGGUGAAACCAAGCCCUGCUGCUCCUUUCCCUGCCUGUACAGCAAACGUCUGAAGGGCUACAGGUGUUACUCAGGCCAGGUGCAGAUACCCUGCUCACCGCCAUACUCAGUCAUCACGUAUAAAGGAGAAAGGUGUUUGGAUGAUUAUCCAUGUGCCACAUAUGGCUACGACUACUACUGGUGCUGGACUGGUUCCUUACCACACAACUGGGACUACUGCAGCCCUCCGCUGUGGCACAGUAAGGCCAAAAGUGGGAAGUACUGCCGCAGCAACCACGCCUGUGCCAAAUAUGGUUCAGAACAUAAGUGGUGCUACACAGAUAACAAAGACAGCUGGGAUCGCUGCUGUUCUUCUGAUGAUUGUCACUCAGCUGUGAAUGACCAAAUCUGCAGGUCUGAUCACCUCUGUGGCUAUUAUGGUUACAGUUACCUGUGGUGCUACACAGAUAACAGAGGCAACUGGGAUUAUUGUUGCAAAGAUUGUCAUUAGUUGGUUUGCAAUGUUUAAUUAUUACUAGGGCUUUGCAAAGUUGAUUGUACUUGAUCUACUUAAUAACCUCAAAACGUUCUAACACAAAAAAAAAUCUCAUGUGCACGUGAAAUUAACAGUAGCUUAAAAUGUAUAUUUCACUUAUGAUUGUAAGCAAAAACAAAUAGCUCAAUAAAAACAUCUGUGAUUCUAAGGAAUGCAAA
This is a messenger RNA of Cyprinus carpio (common carp), 2206 nucleotides long. RefSeq lists its product as uncharacterized. The record is from RefSeq and is a predicted model, not a curated record. Lineage: Eukaryota; Metazoa; Chordata; Actinopteri; Cypriniformes; Cyprinidae. Gene Ontology annotation, molecular function: nucleic acid binding; metal ion binding; hydrolase activity.